Messenger RNA from Cucurbita pepo subsp. pepo (vegetable marrow), 598 nucleotides. Lineage: Eukaryota; Viridiplantae; Streptophyta; Magnoliopsida; Cucurbitales; Cucurbitaceae. The record is from RefSeq and is a predicted model, not a curated record.
UCAUGACUAAUCUCAAAUGUGGACCAGGCCAUGGCAUAAGCAUUGGAAGUUUGGGCAAGGACUUCAACGAAGAUGGAGUUCAAAACAUAACCUUAAAAAACUCAAUAUUCACACGGUCGGACAAUGGCAUACGGAUAAAAACAUGGGCUAGACCAAGCAAAGGCUUUGUCCGGAACAUCCUCUUCGACAACAUUAUCAUGAACAAUGUCAAAAAUCCAAUCGUAAUCGACCAAAAUUAUUGCCCCGACAACAAAGGUUGUCCUAGAAAGAAUUCGGGCAUACAAAUCAGCAAAGUUACGUACAAAAAUAUACGAGGAACAUCAACAACACAAAAAGCUGUGAAUUUCGAAUGCAGCGUUACCAAUCCAUGCAAAGAGAUAAAGCUACAAAACAUAAAGCUUCUUUAUAAGAACAAAGCAGCCAUGUCGUCAUGCAAGAACGUUCGUGGAUCCGCUAAUGCAAAAUUGAUGCCUCGGAGCUGCUUAUAGCAAAGAAAUUUGGAUCGUCUUGCCAUGAUUAAGCAAAUAUUAAGUCUUAAAUGGUUUAAGAUUUGAUUGUUAUUUGAUUAGAGUAGAAGAUUAAGUAUUCAUGACGUAUG